Molecule: messenger RNA, 3468 nt
Organism: Colletotrichum destructivum
Lineage: Eukaryota; Fungi; Ascomycota; Sordariomycetes; Glomerellales; Glomerellaceae
Product: Putative clathrin/coatomer adaptor, adaptin-like, coatomer beta subunit, armadillo-like helical
Exons: 5
Coding region: 248-3118 (956 amino acids)
Biological process (GO): endoplasmic reticulum to Golgi vesicle-mediated transport; intracellular protein transport; intra-Golgi vesicle-mediated transport
Cellular component (GO): COPI vesicle coat; cytoplasm
Molecular function (GO): structural molecule activity
Source: RefSeq, a predicted model, not a curated record
CCAGCCGCGAAGCCGUAUAUCGGAUCGAAUUGCUCCCCAAACAGCACAACUGGGCGACACAUUUCCAUCUGAGUCUUGCGUGGAAAGAGGACAGUUUGAACGGAUGGUCUGAAAGCCGUCCAAUCCCCACCGCCCAGGUUCGAUACAUCCCACUCGAACACUACACCCCCCGACUUCCCCCUUGAACACUGUCCUCAACCUCACCGCGCCGGCACUUCGCCAGCAAACACCACAGCAACUGCCCACGAUGGCCUCCUUUCUGGAAAAUGCGUACAGCUUGGUGCACCAGGACAAUGCUGCCGACAUCCCUUCCCUGUCCGACCUGCGCACGCAGCUCGAGAAGGGCACCGACGAGAGCAAGGUCGAGACCAUGAAGCGCAUUCUCACCAUCAUGCUCAACGGCGACCCGAUGCCUAACCUGCUCAUGCACAUCAUCCGAUUCGUUAUGCCCUCGAAGCACAAGGCUCUGAAGAAGCUCCUGUACUUUUACUACGAGAUCUGCCCCAAGCUGGACUCCAAUGGCAAGCUCAAGCAGGAGAUGAUCUUGGUCUGCAACGGUAUCAGAAACGACCUGCAGCACCCCAACGAGUACAUCCGAGGAAACACCCUCCGUUUCCUGUGCAAGCUUAGGGAACCCGAGCUCAUUGAGCCUCUGCUUUCGUCCGCGAGACAAUGCCUCGAGCACCGCCACGCCUACGUCCGCAAGAACGCCGUCUUCGCCGUCUCCUCCAUCUACACACACUCCGCCUCCCUGAUCCCCGAUGCCUCCGACCUCAUCGCCACCUUCCUCGAAGCCGAGAACGACGCAACAUGCAAGCGCAACGCCUUCGCCGCGCUGGCGUCCAUCGACCACGAAAAGGCCCUGCUCUACCUGAGCACCGUAUUCGAGGGUAUUCCGAACGCAGAGGAGCUUCUGCAGCUCGUCGAACUCGAGUUCAUUCGCAAGGAUGCCGUCCAAAACUCGCAGAACAAGGCGCGGUAUCUCAGACUCAUUUUCGACCUCCUCGAAGCAAACGCCUCGACCGUCGUGUACGAAGCCGCUUCUUCAUUAACCGCCCUCACCAACAAUCCUGUCGCUGUCAAGGCCGCGGCCGCCAAGUUCAUCGAGCUCAGCAUUAAGGAGGCGGACAACAACGUUAAGCUCAUCGUGCUGGACCGGGUCGACCAGCUGCGGAAAAAGAACGAGGGUAUCCUGGACGACUUAGUUAUGGAAAUUCUCCGCGUCCUCUCUAGCCCCGACAUUGAUGUUCGACGCAAGGCCCUGGACAUUGCUCUCGAGAUGGUGUCGAGCAAGAACGUCGAGGAGGUUGUCCUCUUGCUCAAGAAGGAGCUGUCCAAGACCGUCGACCAGGAGUACGAGAAGAACACCGAGUACCGUCAACUCCUCAUCCACACCAUCCAUCAGUGCGCCAUCAAGUUCUCCGAGGUUGCUGCUAGCGUCGUCGACCUGCUAAUGGACUUCAUCGCCGACUUCAACAACACCUCCGCCGUCGAUGUCAUCAACUUUGUGAAGGAGGUCGUCGAGAAGUUCCCCAACCUGCGCAAGCCCAUCGUCCAGAGGCUGGUUGCUACCCUGAGCGAGGUGCGCGCCGGAAAGGUGUAUAGGGGAAUCAUGUGGAUUAUAGGAGAAUAUUCCCUGGAGGAGCGCGACAUCAGGGAUGCGUGGAGGAGCAUUCGUGCCAGCCUUGGCGAGAUCCCGAUUCUCGCUUCGGAACAACGACUUCUUGACGGUGACGGCGACGAGGAAAACAAGGAGCAGGUCAACGGCCACUCCAAGCCCGCGGCACCCACCGGCUCCCGAAAGGUCCUUGCCGACGGUACUUACGCUACCGAGACGGCGCUCACCAGCCAGUCUGCUGUGGCUGCCAAGUUGGAAGCCGUCAAGGCUGCCCAGAAGCCUCCUCUGCGCCAGCUCAUCCUCGACGGCGACUACUACCUCGCAACCGUUCUCUCCGCCACCCUGGUGAAGCUGGUCAUGCGCCAUGCUGAGAUCUCUGCCGAGUCCGCUCGUACCAAUGCACUUCGGGGUGAGGCCAUGCUCAUCAUGAUUUCCAUCAUCCGUGUCGGACAGUCGCAAUUCGUCAAGGCCCCUAUCGACGAGGACUCUGUGGACCGCAUCAUGUCUUGUGUGCGGUCAUUGUCUGAGUUCACCCAGAACAAGGAACUCGAGACUGUUUACCUCGACGAUACCCGGAAGGCGUUCAGGGCGAUGGUCCAGGCCGAGGAGAAGAAAAAGGCUGCCAAGGAGGCUGUCGAGAAGGCCAAGACAGCCAUCCAGGUCGACGACGUUGUCCAGAUCCGCCAGCUGUCCAAGAAGAACGCCAACGAUGGACUGGAUGAGAUUGAAGUCGACCUGGAAAGGGCAACCGGCGGAGAGGCCACCGCAGAGGAUCUGUCAUCCAAGCUCAGCCGCGUUGUCCAGCUGACCGGUUUCUCCGACCCCGUCUACGCCGAGGCCUACGUUAAGGUGCACCAGUUCGACAUCGUCUUGGACGUGCUGCUGGUCAACCAGACCAUGGAGACGCUGCAGAACCUGUCAGUCGAGUUUGCUACUCUUGGUGAUCUCAAGGUUGUCGAGCGCCCGACGACACAGAAUCUGGGUCCCCAUGACUUCCACAACGUCCAGUGCACUAUCAAGGUCUCCUCCACGGAUACCGGCGUCAUCUUCGGCAACGUUGUCUACGACGGCGCCCACUCUACGGACACUAAUGUCGUCAUCCUCAACGAUCUCCACGUUGACAUUAUGGACUACAUUCAGCCCGCAACGUGCACCGAGACGCAGUUCCGCACGAUGUGGACCGAGUUUGAGUGGGAGAACAAGGUCAACAUCAACUCCAAGGCCAAGUCUCUCCGCGAUUUCCUCGAACAGCUGAUGGCAGCGACCAACAUGAACUGCCUGACCCCGGAGGCCAGCAUGAAGGGCGACUGCCAGUUCCUGAGCGCGAACCUAUACGCUCGCAGCGUUUUCGGCGAGGACGCUCUGGCCAACUUGAGCAUCGAAAAGGAGGGCGAGGACGGACCCAUCACCGGCUUCGUCAGAAUAAGAAGCAGAUCGCAGGGCCUGGCCUUGAGCCUGGGUUCCCUCAAGGGCCUCAACAAGAUCGGCUCGGCGGCAUAAAGGGGUUGAUAGGCCGAUUUUGGUGUUAUAUAUCGAAACAGCAGUGUUGGUUGCCCCGGCUGCCUAGGGGCCUAGGCCCGUGGGUGUAAUGAGAGCCAAGGAGGUGCCGUGAUGACUCCGAAACCAAAAGCAAAGACACGGUUCGUUGGGAAGGGGAGCAACUGACGGCUGGCUCAGUUGGAGCGGCUGUCAUUGUUGAAAUGGGGAACGAUUAGGGAAGAGGGAGGGGCGAAGUCUUGUCUGUGUUUUUCUUCCCUCGGCUUCUCCCCUUCUCUCUCUCGUUUUUGGUUAGAGUAAAAAGUGCAGCCCGGUCAGGCGUCAUGAGUAGGUAGAAAUGAGAUGUUCUUCAU